This is a messenger RNA of Bombina bombina (fire-bellied toad), 3063 nucleotides long. RefSeq names its product nudix hydrolase 12 (gene NUDT12). Lineage: Eukaryota; Metazoa; Chordata; Amphibia; Anura; Bombinatoridae. The transcript is spliced from 7 exons. The record is from RefSeq and is a predicted model, not a curated record. Gene Ontology annotation, biological process: NADP+ catabolic process; NAD+ catabolic process. Gene Ontology annotation, molecular function: metal ion binding; NADH pyrophosphatase activity; protein binding. The coding region runs from base 156 to 1535 and encodes 459 amino acids. Gene Ontology annotation, cellular component: cytosol.
UGCUGUGAGGAGGAAAUGCCAGCAUGGGGACAUGUGCCAUGUGUUGGUGGGGACUGGUUGAGAAGCAGCAGAGGACAGGCAAAUCCUGCAGCCCUAACAAUAGCAGCAGAUACACCAUCCUUGAUCCUUCUGUGACCCAACUGGAUUACUAAGAAAUGCAGAAUCCUCGGAAGGAAAUGAUAUCCCAGCUUCAUAACUUUUGUGCUGUAGGAGAUACUACUAAGCUGUUUGCGCUGCUUAGUCAUUCCUCUUCUAUAAUCAAUGAAACUGGUGAAAAUGGAUGGACUGCUCUAAUGUAUGGCUCUAGAAAUGGACACUUUGAUGCCGUGAAGAUGCUCCUGGAGAAAGGGUGUGACAAGUCAUUGGUGAAUAAAUCAAAGCAGACUGCAUUGGACAUUGCAAAGUUCUGGGGUCACAAGCACAUUGUUAACUUACUGUCUAAUUCAAAGGGAGGACCAAAACCUUAUUUUUUAACAGGUGCUGAAGAAGAACAUGAAAAUUAUUUUAGCACUUCAUUUUUGGAUAGAAGUAGUGACAAGAGGACUGACACCAACUGGUUAAAGUUAAAACAAACGCAGGAAAACUCUGUUUUCAUUAUUUUUUCAAACCUGUCUCCCUUGGUAGCAUUAAUUGGGACAAAGGAUAGUUCACAAGAUCCAGAAAUCAGACUUUGCAGACUGCAGCUGGAAGAUGUGAAGGAAUACUUGUCAAAACCAGAGGAAGUCUCGUUGAUUUUUCUUGGUGUUGAAAAACAAUUAAAGGAUGUUCCACGCUCUUCAGAGACUAAUAAUGACACUGGAAAGAAUGAAGAUGGAAAGGUAGCUUGGUUUGCCCUUAAUGUAGAAAGUCUUUCUGCUGAACCAUUUGAAAAUAAAUAUGAAGGUUGUUAUUUUCUCCAACCUCCAAUGCCAGCCUUGUUGCAGCUGACGGUCAAUGAAGCAGGAAUAUUAGCUCAAGCAAGAUCAGUGCUCGCCUGGCACAGUCGAUAUAAGUUCUGCCCAACCUGUGGCAGUGGGACAAUAAUUGAAGAAGGUGGAUACAAGAGAACGUGUAUUAAAGAAGAAUGCUCAAGUCUACGUGGUAUCCAUAAUACAUCAUAUCCAAGAGUUGAUCCCGUUGUGAUAAUGUUAGUUAUUCACCCAGAUGGAAACCAUUGCCUUUUGGGGAGACAGAAGAGGUUUCCACCAGGCAUGUUCUCCUGUUUAGCCGGCUUUAUUGAACCUGGGGAGACAAUAGAAGAUGCUGUUCGGAGGGAAGUUCAAGAGGAAAGUGGAGUAAAAGUUGGCCAUGUUCAGUAUGUCUCAUGCCAACCUUGGCCGAUGCCUUCAUCACUAAUGAUAGGCUGUUUAGCAGGCGCAAUAUCCACUGACAUCUGCGUUGACAAGAUUGAAAUAGAAGAUGCUCGUUGGUUUACUAGAGAACAGGUUGUAGAAGCUGUGAUCAAGGGAAGCCAUCAUGUUUUAACUGUCCCUCCAAGACACGCUAUUGCUUACCAGUUAAUAAAACACUGGAUUGGAAUGAAUGCUAAUCUUUAAAAUAUAUUAAUAUGCAAUGAGAAGGAAAUACAAAAGUAUGAGAUGAAUAAAAAAUUUAUUUAAUAAAUAAGCAGUACAAAUAUUUUAAUAAAGUACUAUGAAAUCACCUCUAGGUAAUUGGUUGCAUAGCAUAACAUCAAUGCUUAGAUAUUAGAUUUUCAAAUAACUAUAUGAUUUUCUCUCAGUUUUAUAUCUUCCAAUACAGUCUUAUAAUUGUAAAAAUAGUAUUUUGAGAACUUAAAUUAGCAAAAAGGUUUCAAUUGUGUUAUCCCCAAUGAACCCUAAAUAUAACCAUGCUUUUAAACACAUCUAUCCCAAAGUCCCACCAGACCCCACUCCCCUCUUAUUACGGUUAUCUGACUUAGCAAAUUUGGCCCCUCAUUGCAUUUACACCUACCUGACUCAGUGUAGGGGAGGGGUAUUGCAAAGAGCAGAGUUGGGUCUGUAGUGAGGGGUUGUGUUUAGGGACAGGGUAAUAAUCAUGGGACAAGGGAUAAUGAUCAGGGUUAAUUGUGGUGGAUAGACAAGUUUAAUUACAUACUUGCUAUAGAUGAAUGGUCACUAUUUGGCAAUAUUGCUGGGGGGUGCUAAGUCAUUAUGGUGGUGAGGUGUGGGGUUGUGGUUAGGGAUACUAAAAAAACAACAACAAUGUCCUCCAGCUUCUGAAUUUUAAAAUUAAUCUUUAUUGUACAAACAUGGGGCCAAACUAGCAAUAUUUUGAGCUAAUCCCUGCCCUUCAUCAUGCUUACCCAAUGAUAACCCCACCUGUGUUUAAAUAGUUUUGCAAAGUGCUACAAUCAUUCACGUUUUGGUGUUAUAUCACCACCUAGUGGUCAAACCGGUCAAAGCAUGUCAUUGUUUUUUUAAUUGUUUCUAUACAUUCAACAAUAAUACAAUGAUGCAAAAAAAAAAAAAAAUACAUAAUCUUAUAAAAAGGUUAAAAUCAGAUAAAAAAUUACAUGUUCAUAUUUGCAUUUAUCAAUUCAUAAACAAUCCAAAAUGUACUAAAACAACCAAAUUCAUGGUUUAUUCCCUUGGGUGUCAUUGAGUCUAAAUACUAAAUCUAUUGCAUUUCCCUUUCAUUUAACAUACUUUCUCUGUCACCACCCCUUCAAGGUAUUUUUAACCUUAAUUGUCUAAAACAUAAUUGGCUUUUAUUAUGUCCUUUCUCUAUGAAAUGUUCUGCAACAGGGACCUGUUUAUUUUUGCAACGUAUUUUAGAUUUGUUCUCUGUGAUUUUGUCCCUUACCCCAUUUGUUUAAACAUUUAAAAAUGUGUCUGUUGGACAUUUUUGUUAUAAAACGGACCUUUAGAAUAAUUAGGAGCUAUGUAAUGUAUGAAUGUCUUUGGUUACAGCAUAUAAAACCAAUCUAUAGCAGUAAUGGUUUUUAAACUCAAUUUCAGAGAUAAGAUAAGAUAAAAUAAACAACUCAGUGGAGCACUUUGUUUUCUGUUAUUAUGAAACUUAAAUUUUCAUAGUUAUUUGAGAUUUAAAAAAAAAAAUAAUAAACUUGAUUGUUACCCGCCA